AAGGAAAAAGGAGAAAUCCUCUUCAUGACUUCAAAAAAACAGGAGAGUUGAUGCUCAUUAAAGUAAACAAAGCACUGGAAGUAAAAACCAAGCUCUUAAAUACCACUGAGCAAUGUGCCAAGAGAUGCAGCAGGAACAAAGGCCUUUCGUUCACUUGCAAGGCCUUUGCUUAUGACAAAGUUACAAAACGGUGCCAUUGGUUAUCAUUCAACAGCUUGACAAAUGGUGUGAGAAAGAAGCAAGACCAUGCGUUUGAUCUGUAUGAAAAGAAGGACUAUGUCAGGAAUUGUAUCAUCGGAAAAGGAGCAGACUACAAAGGAACGAUAUCUGUUACUAAAAGUGGUAUCCAGUGUCAAGCCUGGAAUUCAAUGAUCCCCCAUGAGCACAGCUUUUUGCCUUCGAGCUAUCGGGGUAAAGACCUGCGGGAAAACUACUGUCGAAACCCCCGAGGGGAAGAGGGAGGGCCGUGGUGUUUCACCACCAGCCCCGAGAUGCGCCACGAAGUCUGCGACAUCCCCCUCUGCUCACAAGUUGAAUGCAUGACCUGCAAUGGAGAGAGUUACAGAGGGCCAAUGGAUCACACUGAGUCGGGCAAGGAGUGUCAGCGCUGGGAUCUUCAGAGACCACACAAGCACAAAUUUCGUCCAGAGAGAUAUCCUGACAAGGGCUUUGAUGAUAAUUACUGCCGCAAUCCUGAUGGCAAGCUGAGACCGUGGUGCUACACUCUUGACCCUAACACCCCCUGGGAGUUCUGCGCAAUUAAAACGUGUGAUGAAAGCGUUGUGAACAGCACGGAGGUAGCAGCUGAGACGUCCACUUGCAUUCAGGGACAGGGUGAAGGUUACCGUGGCACAGUCAACACCGUGUGGAGUGGCAUCCAGUGCCAGCGAUGGGACUCCCAGUUUCCUCACCAGCACAACAUCACCCCCGAGAACUUCAAGUGCAAGGAUUUGAGGGAGAACUACUGCCGAAAUCCAGAUGGAUCCGAAUCACCCUGGUGUUUUACCACUGACCCAAACAUCCGGAUUGGUUAUUGCUCCCAGAUUCCUAAGUGCGAUGGAUCAAAUGAACAAGAUUGUUAUCGUGGCAAUGGCAAGAGUUACAUGGGGAAUCUAUCCAAGACAAGAUUUGGGCUAACUUGCUCCACAUGGGACAAGAAUAUUGAAGACUUACGUAGGCAUAUACAAAUAUUCAGAGAACCAGAUGUUAGUAAACUGAAGAAAAACUAUUGCCGCAAUCCAGAUGAUGAUUUUCAUGGUCCCUGGUGUUACACAGAUGAUCCUCUCGUUCCCUGGGAUUACUGCCCUAUUUCUCGAUGUGAAGGCGAUACAACUCCUACUACAACCAGCUCAGAUGAUACUGUCAUUCCUUGUGCCUCAACAAAACAUUUGAGAGUUGUAAAUGGAAUCCCAACACAAACUAACGAAGGAUGGGUGGUUAGUUUGACAUACAGGAAUAAGCAUAUCUGUGGAGGUACUUUGAUAAAGGAAGAGUGGGUUCUAACAGCAAGGCAGUGUUUCCCUUCUCGGUACAAAGAUUUGAAAGACUACAAAGCCUGGCUUGGAGUCCAUAAUAUCAAAGGAAAGGGAGAAGAGAAGCAUAGACAAGUUCUGAAUAUCUCUCAGUUGGUAUAUGGUCCUGCAGGGUCAGAUUUGGUCUUACUAAAACUUAGCAGACCUGCCAUAUUGACAAAUUUUGUAGAAAUAAUCCGAUUGCCCAUUUCUGGAUGUACCAUUCCAGAGAAGACCAGUUGCAGUGUUUAUGGAUGGGGAUACACUGGAUUGAUUAACUAUGAUGGCCUUCUCCGGGUAGCAAACCUGUUUAUUUUGGGAAAUGAGAAAUGCAACCAGUAUCUCAAAGGGAAGAUCAUUGUGAAUGAGUCAGAAAUCUGUGCUGUGGCUGAAACCAUUGGUGCUGGGCCUUGUGAGCGAGAUUAUGGUGGUCCCUUGGUUUGUGAACAGAACAGAUUGAAGAUAGUAGUUGGUGUCAUUGUUCCUGGCCGCGGAUGUGCCAUUCGAAAUCGUCCUGGGAUUUUUGUUCGGGUCUCCUAUUACUCCCGGUGGAUACACAAGAUUAUGAUGACCUACAGAAAACCCUGAAAAACUCAACAACUUCCAUUCAAAGAAAGAUUUUGGACAGCAUGGAAUUAAUGUGUAAUGUAAAGAUGAACCCUUUUUUUAACUACUUGAUAGUCAAGUUUGUUGAGCAUCUUUUAAUAUUUAUGGGUGGUUUUGGUGUUUUUGUCUAUCAGUGUUGUUUUAUAAAUGUUGGAGUGACUUACAAUAUAUGCAAGUAUGGUGACAUAUCUCCUGAAGAUACUUGAAUGGAUAAACAAUUUUGCAAAGGUAUUAUUACUGGAUGAUAAAUGGUUUUGUAGAAAUAGAUCAUAUGACCUCUUUUAUGCUGCUUUUCAGAUUAUCUUAGAAGGAGAAGCAAAUUAUAGUUUUAUUUAACACAUUUUAUUCUUUCAAUAAGCCAUAUAUUUCUCUUCAUGUAUGACAAAAGACCUACUGAGAGAUAUAUGCAUCUGUCAAGGACAGCACAUAUGAUCAUAUUUCUCUUCCUCCCUUAUAAGAGGUCAAAGAUUUCAAUAUUUCAUUAAAUAAUAAUCUCUUUAGAAAUUAAUCUUUUCAUUAUUGAUGGACUUUGACAAGCCUGCCAUAAGCAGAGUUCUCAUAGAAGUCAGUACCUCUUUGUUUUACAUAGUGCUUAUAGACUUGGUUCCUUCAAUGUGUGUGUGAUCUUCUAACAGAUAUCUCAAAAACCCUUUUGGAUGAGGAAAGAGACACAGAAGCAGAUUGGUUAGCAAACUGUCGAUCAUUUCUGUAAUGCUAGUCCCAGAAAUAACUGUGAAUUUGCAAUGCUAAAGAGAGUAUUUCAUACAGUUUGAAAAAUUAAUCCUGAUUAGCUACUGGCAGAUUUUGGCCAUUAAAAGAAAUCUCAUUCAAAUACGCCCAAAUCUUUCUCAAUAGACAAGUGUUAAAAACUCAGUCAAUUCUAGUUAUUUCAUGAAAGUAACUGUAUUUACAGCAGG
Messenger RNA from Tauraco erythrolophus (red-crested turaco), 3034 nucleotides. Lineage: Eukaryota; Metazoa; Chordata; Aves; Musophagiformes; Musophagidae. The record is from RefSeq and is a predicted model, not a curated record.